AUGAUUGAAACACUCAACUUCCAUCAAGUCAACAAUGUCAUUGAAAGCUGGAUGCAGCUUCAGGCUGUGCCCAAGUACUCUGAACAGGCCGGAGUAAUCCUCUUUCGAAAACUCUUCAAAAUCUGUCCAGCUGUUCUCCCUAUAUUUUCCUUCGGCAAAGACACUGUGGUUGAUGACGAAUUUCUAAAGAGCCCUCGCUUCAGAACUCAUGCGAAUGUUCUGCUGCGCACUUUCAGUGGUACUGUUGAUAUGCUUGGACCUAACUUGGAAGAUAUGCGCGACACAUUGGUUGCCCUUGGAAGAAAGCACAAAAGAUACGGUGUCAACAAAGAGUACUUUGAAUACAUGGGUAUCGCACUCCUAGAAACUGUCCAAGAACUGCUCACGGAAUCAUUUACUGCCGAACAGAAGCUAUGCUGGGAACAGUGCUGGGAAGUAAUGAUCAAUAUGAUGGUUGAAGGACUCGAGGAUUGA
Messenger RNA from Cylindrotheca closterium, 474 nucleotides. NCBI's taxonomy places the organism in Eukaryota, Bacillariophyta, Bacillariophyceae, Bacillariales, Bacillariaceae. The record is from the annotation of a GenBank genome assembly.